ACACGGCCACACUGCAAUCAUUCAAUUCAUUAGAAAUAUUGUAUUUGUGUCGCUCUCACAUUGGUUUUAUUUAAUUAAGCCGUAAAUAAUGGGCAACAAAUCGUCACUCUUCCUGCGGCACGAAGAAAUAGCCCAAAUUCAGAAUGAAACCGGCUUUACUCCCAAUCAAAUUGAACGUUUGUACUCACGGUUCACAUCUCUGGAUCGCAACGACUGUGGAACACUCUCUCGUGAGGAUUUGAUGCGCAUUCCGGAAUUGGCCAUCAAUCCACUAUGUGAACGCAUUGUCCACUCUUUCUUUGCCGAGAGCACUGAUGAUCGUGUCAAUUUCCGGCAAUUCAUGAAUGUCUUGGCACAUUUUAGACCGUUGCGGGACAACAAGCAGAGCAAACUAAAUAGUCGCGAGGAGAAGCUGAAGUUUGCCUUCAAAAUGUAUGAUCUGGACGAUGACGGCGUGAUUAGCCGAGAUGAGUUGCUAUCCAUUCUGCAUAUGAUGGUAGGCGCUAACAUUAGUCAGGAUCAGUUGGUUAGCAUUGCGGAGCGAACCAUUUUGGAGGCGGAUCUUUGUUGUCAGGGCAAGAUAUCGUUUGAGGACUUUUGCAAGGCUUUGGAGCGCACCGAUGUGGAUCAAAAGAUGUCCAUUAGGUUCCUUAAUUAAGCACAAAUGUUUAAAUAACAAAAAGAUAUAAAACUCUUUAGUCACUGUGUACCAAAUAGUUUAGUGAAAAUAAUGUGAAAGAGAAGAUUCGAUGGCAUUAACGUGUAUAAUUUGUAGUUUAUUAUUGAACUUGUAUACACAACUAUGUUAUAUAGAUUGUAUGCAGAUAUUUUAUUGUUGCCUUGCAUAGUUUUUAUAUAUUGUAUUAAAUUGCCGCUUGCUUUCAUUCCGUUCUUAACCAAGAGAAAUUCUUGCAUUUUAUCAAAUAUUUAUUUUUGCUCUUUUUAUUUGAUUAGUUGCAUUAAAUAAAAACAAACAUUGUAAAUACCGA
Molecule: messenger RNA, 989 nt
Organism: Drosophila nasuta
Lineage: Eukaryota; Metazoa; Arthropoda; Insecta; Diptera; Drosophilidae
Gene: elm
Product: calcineurin like EF-hand protein 1 elm
Exons: 2
Coding region: 89-658 (189 amino acids)
Molecular function (GO): calcium ion binding
Source: RefSeq, a predicted model, not a curated record